Molecule: messenger RNA, 5391 nt
Organism: Parnassius mnemosyne (clouded apollo)
Lineage: Eukaryota; Metazoa; Arthropoda; Insecta; Lepidoptera; Papilionidae
Source: the annotation of a GenBank genome assembly
AUGGCCACAAUGUCGGACACUUUGAGCCCUAACGUUUCGGCCACCGAAGAAGAACAUGCGCGGCGGCGAUCUGUAUUCUAUGUGCCAUUGUUUGAAAGUUUCGACAAUUACCUGCCUCUCACACCUGAGGAAAAGGAAGCUCUAAUAUGCGGACAAAACAUAGAUGAAGUUCCUGUAAAACCUAAGAGAAGGAACGUGUCUGAAAGAUUGCAUAUCUCAUCGCGUGGAGAUUCCUCGAUGACGGAGAGUGAAGGUGAAGUAAACACAUUUAGCCCUCAGCGACGACUUCGACGGCCUCUUUCGUCAACAAUUAGCUCUAACGAGGCAUUGGCAAGGAUCGGCCAAAGAGACGUGACAAGCCCCAGAGUAAUUGCCGAAAGUAGUCCUCCACGAUACUCAAAACCGAGGCUACGGAGCACAACUUCAUGUGAACCUCGUUAUGACAGAGUAUUUUCGCCCCUCGGGGGAUCAAUUUCUACGCACAAAUUAAAUAAUUCAACUUCCAGCAUCGGUAAUAAGUUAUCGUCAAAAAGCCCAAUACGUAAUUCUAAUUUAUCAUUAAUACCUGACUCUCCAAACAUGCUCUCACCGAACAAAGAAAAAUCAAAAACAUUGCCGCAGCAUCUUAACACUCCGUCGCCUAUUCGAGGAAGCAGCAGUUCAACUUCGAUAUUUAAGACGCCGAGAAUAACUGUCACGCCGGAUAGUCCAAAUAAGAGUCCGGGGAAAAUAUCUGGACUUAAUUUCAUUCGUCGAUCUCGAAGCACAAAGCUGUCUAGAAGUAACUCUUUGUUGCGUAGCAUAACUGCAAGACACAUCGAAGAGGGUUUAGAAGAUAAUAUAGCAGUAGUUACGGAUCUUACUGAGGAUUAUGAUCAGUUUGUGGAUGAUAAUGGUGGACAGACUGAAGUUAUAGGAGCUUUGAUAAAGAAGAAUGAGGCGCAGGUCGCAAACAGCCCUUUAAGCCUUCGGCGGGGAUACCUGGAUGUUGAUGACGAAGUCGCUGUACAUUCAGAUACAUCUUACGAAAAAGCAUGUCGGCGAGGUUCCGCACCGAGUACGCCGGUGCCGGGUGCGCAAGCCCAGCACAGCCCUUCAAGACUUGCCUCUUUCUUCUUCUCGAAGCGCUCAUUCAGGAGCAAUCCGCUCAAAAGGACCAAGUCUGCUACAAAAUUGGAGAGGGAACGAGCACUGGCUGCCGUUCCCACUCACCCUCCAACACACGCCUUGCGGACGUCAAGAUCUCAUGAAAGCCUUCUAUCAGCACACUCGCCAGCCGUAUCUACAAUGGAUUUGGGACCACCUAAUCAAGUAGAAAUCCGCGCUUUGCAUUCGUCAGUACUAGGGCGACCGCACUGUUUCGCGCUGAGCGCAGAGAACAGGGCGCCGCGAUACUUUGCCUGCGCCUCGAGGAAAGAACGUGACCGAUGGAUAUACAGUUUAAGGCAAGCGGCGAGACCGGACGAAAUGCGCACUCGGCGAUGUGAACGCACCGUCAAACUGUGGCUACUCGAGGCGAAGGCUAUACCGCCAAAGAAAAGAUACUACUGUGAAAUACUACUGGACGAUACGCUUUAUGCAAGAUCUUCGUCAAAGUUAAAAACGGAGCUGUGCUUCUGGGGCGAGGUGUACGAGUUCGGCGCGCUGCCGGCCGUGCGCAACAUACACGUGAACGUGUACCGCGAGCCCGAGCGACGCGCGCGCAAGCGGGACAAGCACGCUCUCGUCGGGUCGGUUCGUAUCCCGGUGGACGACGUGUCGUCGCGCUACCUGAACGAGCGCUGGUACCCGCUGAGCGAGGACAAGCCGCAGUCGCCGGCGGCCGCGCUGCGCAUCAAGUGCCGCUACCAGUGCGUGGACGUGCUGCCGCUCGACUGCUAUGCGCGCUUCCUCGACUACCUCAAGCGCAACUACCGCCGCCUCUGCGAGUACCUCGAGCCCGUCAUCGGCGUGAAGGCGAAGGAGGACAUCGGGUGCGCGCUGGUGCUGUGCAUGGCGGGCGCGGGGCUGGCGCCGCGCUACCUGGCCGACGUGGUGGCGCUCGACGUGCGCCGCACCGGCGACCACUCGCUCACCUUCCGCGGCAACUCGCUCGCCACCAAGAGCAUGGAGGCCUACCUCAAGCUCGUCGGCGACCAAUACCUGCAGGAGACGCUGGGCGAGGCGGUGUGGUGGGCGGCGGGGCCGGUCGCGGAGUGCGAGGUGGACCCGCUGCGCGCGGGCGGCGGCGCGGCGCUGCGGCGCCAGCAGGCCGCGCUGCGCGACGCCGUGGCGCGCGCCUGGCGCAGCAUCGCCGCCUCCGCGCCGCACUUCCCGCCGCCGCUGCGCGACUGCUUCGCCACCUUCCGCGAGCGAUUAGCGUCGAUGGGCCGAGAAGACAUUUCAGACAACUUAAUCAGCGCAUCCAUUUUCCUUCGGUUUCUCUGUCCAGCCAUCCUCUCUCCGAGCCUCUUUGGAAUAACUCACGAAUACCCUAAUGAGCGAGCGGCACGUAAUCUCACAUUGAUGGCGAAGACACUGCAAACAUUGGCAAAUUUCACACGUUUUCAAGGCAAGGAGGCGUUCAUGGAAUUCCUUAACGAUUUUCUCGAACAGGAGGCACCCAACAUGAAGGCGUUCCUUAGGGCUAUAUCAACGCGACCUCAAGAGCAGCAACCGUGUCAACAGCAGGAGGGCAACAAGCGGGACUCGGCGGCGUCGCAGGGCUCCGUCGGUGGCUCGGAGGGCUCGCGGGGCUCCGGCGGGGCGGGCGCGGGCGCGGGGGGCGCGGGCGCUGCAGGCGGCGCCGCCGGGGUGGAGCCCGACCCCGAGUGGGCGCCGCACGUCGACCUCGGCAAGCAGCUGGCAACACUGCACGGCCUGCUCGUCGACAGUCUGCCGAAGCUGCCGCCUGCGAGGAUACAGGAACUAGAACCACUAUCAGACAUUCUCGACGAACUUAGCAAGAGGUUAGCGAGUAACGACAACGGACCCAUGGCGCCGGUAUCUGACAACAUCUUUAGGUUUAACGACCCCACAUGCACUACGCCCACGAAAGAAAACAACGUGGACACUCCAACAAACGGACAACUAAGUGGCAACUUCGCUCACAGUUCGCCCAUCAUGAACAAAAACGGCGUUCAAUUCAAUAUCAGCCCAUCGAAAUCUAAUGCCGAGGAGUCUAAAUACAAAGGGUCUUAUACCGCCGUUUCCAAAUCACCCAGUUUCAACUUGCGCUCAGCCACCUUGCCUAGGAACGGCUACGGCUCGAAUCCAGCCAAUCAAAAUGUGAACCCCGACAGAUACAGCUCUCAGUACAACAACCAAGAGCACUGCGUCAACCUGAAGGUCGUACAAAUUGGCUUCGGCUCGGACCAGUACCCUAAGGGCAUCAGCAACGGCUUAAACGAAAGCUUAGAGAGACGUUUCCAAGAGAGAUACAAACCGAACAAUUACAAUCAACAGCAAAGCCACUUUCAUAACACCAACUACAACACCGAAAGAUCUCCCAGCGGUGACAGCAUCAAUCAAAAUUAUAAAAACGAUAUGCAAAACAUCAUGAAAGAGACGGCCACACUGGAAGAGUUAUCGGAUCUGUUAAAAUACGCAGAUGAUUCAGAUAUUGUGGACGAUAAGCUAAACAAUAAAAAAAUGAUACAAUCAAAAGCCAACAAUAACAACAAUAACAACAACAACAACAAUAACAGCAAUGGUAUCAUCAAUGGAAACAAGACCAACUACACUAAUAAUGGUUCAAACGUCUCCAUCAGCGGCUUGUCGAAUGUGGCUAGCUCCGGGUACCAGAGUAUCGCCACGUACAGCCAAAGCUCUAGUCCCAUCGAAAAUACGACGCAUCACCACCAGCCUUACGAAAAUGGCGGCCAACCAAUGAGCCGGUACUCGCAGCUGAAUUACCAAAAACAAAGGGAGAAGCAGUAUUACGAGAGCAAAAAUGACAAGUUCUAUCCAAAGAGCCCAGUGCAACAGAAAAUCGAAUACGACAUACAGAAAUACGGAAUACAAAACUUCACGACGGCCGACAACGCGCAAACAAAUACCAAUGUGAACUCCAAGAUAGCGCCGUUGGUGUUCACGAAUCCGGUUUACAACAUGGAGGACAACCGGCACGCGCAGGAGAAGAACACAAACAAUGAGAACAGGAACACUAAACGGUGUCCUUGUGGCUCAUCCAGUUCAUCGAUCGAUGAGGAGGGCUUGAGCACGGACAACGUGGAAACAAACUCGGAAGAGGGUUCUACCAACUUCAACGACGAUGGUAGAAACUUCGAACAACAGAACCGCAACAAUACCCACCGAAAACUCACCAGAGAUAAUAGCAACUACGAAGACUUGUACCAGAGAAGUAACCAUAGCCAUUCCCCUAGGAUAAAAGACGACGAGUCGUCCAGCAAUUCGCCCAGUUUACGGAAGAGCAGCAAAACCAGAAUGCCGAGAACUAAUCCUAUGCUCUCAUACUCCACGAAUCAGAACCAGCUGAAUUUGAAGCACUUUGGUCAGAGAGGAGAGUCGAUGUACGAAAGCAAGCCUCACCACAUAUCAACCGACUCUGGCUAUCCUAUGAGCCGGUCAGACUCCAACGUCGAAGAAGUGAACAAGGAAAUGUACAGGCUGCAGAUAUCGAGGAGUCAAAAGGCGUUAUAUAACAUGGAAAACUCCAAAAAUUCCCCUGAAAAGUUUACAAUGACCGAAAACACCAUACCAGAGACGAAUUAUCCUUUAGAUAGAGUAUAUUCAGGGACCAAGGUCUCAAGCAGUAGGUUGAAUGAGGACUUAGAGAGGCAUCAGGAUUAUUACGGGAUGAGAGGAGAAAGAAGGGAAUCGCCCAAUCGAACGGCAUUUGGGAGGGAAUCACAGUCUAGUGAGGCCAGUGAACGGAUUAACGCACGGGAAGUCCGGACGGAACGCGAAAUGCCCGGGAGAGACAAGUUACAGAGGCGGCUCAGUCUAGAGUCUGCCCGGGAUCUCACCGACAGUUCGGACGAAGUGGAUGAAACACUCUACAGCACAACGGGAAGACGGCGCACCUCUAAACACCAUAGAACAAUUGAACAGUAUGAACGUGAAAUUGAAAGGCUAAAAUGUUCCGUGGAAUUGCUGCGAGGUCGCCUGGGACCAGCUGAACCUGGACAGGAUCAUACGGAUGCCAAAAUGAAGGCGAUUAUAUCCAGGUUAAUUUGCGUGGAAGAGGAACUGAGGCGGGAGCAGCGCAAGAUGGCGGCGGCGCUGUCGCACAAGCAGCGCGUGAUCGAGGCGCAGGAGCACCGCAUCGCGGCGCUCGACGAGGCCAACACGCGCCUGCUGUCCGCGCUCGUGCACCUGCAGCAGCGCGCGCCGCACCCGCCGCACCCCGCGCACCCGCCCACACACUCACACCACGAGCUGCAGAUAUAA